UUCCGCUCAGYACCGCCAUGGUGGGCAAGGCCAAGCGUCCCCGGCUGCACCGCGCCGCCCCCCGGCCCUGGCCCGCCCAGGACCCGCCGCGGCUCCCCGAGCCCGGGCCCGGCCUCGCCGCGGGCGGAUGGAGCGCGGCGGCCGGGAAGGACUGGGACUUCACAUCUUCUGGUGUAUUUUCUGGACUGAAGAUUGACCCUGAUACCCUAGUGAAGAAGCUUGACUUGGACUCCAGGAGUGUCAUUUCCUCCAGAACAGGUUUGGAAGAAAAAACAGUUCUUUCCAAAAAAGAGAAGAUGAAGCUGAGGAAGGAAAGAUGGCUGCAGAAAAUAGAAAGUGUGAAGAUGGCCAAGCAGAAGCAAAAAGCUGAAGCAAAGCGGAAAGCAACACCUGUGGUGGGAGACAUGCAGCCCUUGAUGGAAGCCCUGCCUGAGCUCUCAGACCUGACCACAGGUGGCAGGGGCAGGAAGCCUCUCAAAAGCCACUUAAAAGCAAAGGCAGAACCAGCAGACUUCUGUCUGAUGAAACAAGCUCAGAAACGUCAGCUCCUAGAGGAGGAAGUGGCUCGGUUCCAUGAGGUUAUCACCGAUCCCCAGUACAGAGCCAACCCCCUCCUGGCCAUCAGCAAGCACCUCUCCAAGAAGCUGAGGCAGGAGGAAGAAGGGGAACCCCUUUAGAGCUUYGGCUGGUCCCAGACGUGCACAGGCUGCGAAGGAGCACAUCCCUGGCACCACCUCUCAGCCACUUUGGUCCUUGGCAGCUCAGCAGAUGAUUAAAUCCAACAGCCCUGGUUUCUGUCUGCAGGAAUAAUGCAGCUCUCUCUCCUGACAGGGGCAGCUGCUCCUUUACAGGCAGUCUGCACGGAGCAGGGUGUUCUGUGAGAUCCUUGUGCAGGCAUUAAUCUCCCUGCAAAGUGUCUUGAUACAUUUGCUCUUCUAGUGAGCAGGCACAAUUUCUGAAAUUGGGCCAACGGCCGUGUGUCUGUUUUCUGUCGUUUCCCUCCGCUUCCUGACAACUCUGAGAAGAGAUUCCUACUUGCUCUGUUGGGAUGGUUCAGGACCCCAAGCCCUGGAGGCUUUUAGAGUUCUGUCAUGACCAAUGCUGUGGUUCAUAGACACUGUUUUCUGUGAGAAAUUUAUCUUUGGAAUAAACAUACUUUUGUA
This is a messenger RNA of Malurus melanocephalus (red-backed fairy wren), 1163 nucleotides long. It is a transcript of the gene SLX9, whose product is annotated as SLX9 ribosome biogenesis factor. Gene Ontology annotation, cellular component: nucleolus; preribosome, small subunit precursor; 90S preribosome. NCBI's taxonomy places the organism in Eukaryota, Metazoa, Chordata, Aves, Passeriformes, Maluridae. Bases 18 to 677 code for a protein of 219 amino acids. The transcript has 6 exons. The record is from RefSeq and is a predicted model, not a curated record. Gene Ontology annotation, biological process: maturation of SSU-rRNA from tricistronic rRNA transcript (SSU-rRNA, 5.8S rRNA, LSU-rRNA).